AUGAGCACCAAGCCUAUGCUAAUGGACAUUAAGUCCACGUUGAGCUCUAAUCCAUCCCUCGCUGGUCAAAGCAGUGACCAAAAUUUUGAAAACCUGUUGCAGGCAUGUCGUGCUGGAGAUCUUGAAAAGGUGGAAAGGUAUGACUUCAGUUGUCUUUAUGGUGCACUAACUCCAAAGAUAAAGGAACUAUUGCUUAGCUACAAAUUCACCAAAGCCGUAGAUGAAACUCAACCAUAUCGGCACUUUUUACUUCAACUAUUUGAACAACCCUUGGACUCAUUUUACGAUGUGAUAUUUAGACUAGUUUCCAAUGACCCUUCACAAACUCGCGAGUUCGCGGCACACCGGUGGGAAGUUGGAAAGGUUCCGGCAGGUCUUACGCGGGCAAUGGUGGAACUAGGUAAUGAACUCGAUUUAGGUGUUUUUGCGGCAUAUUUUGACACAUCCUCCGCUAGAAGGGCGCAAGAGUAUGAUAAAUUAGAAAUCCAGAAGUUACAAGAGGAUUUAGAACAUUUCUUUAGAACUCGUAUCAUCCGGGACCAACAAUAUUUUAAUGAAGAUCAAACAACAAGAACUUCGCUGAGCGCAUACGAAUAUGCACAAGCCGACUUCAUCAUUGAUGUCGACGACGAAAAAUUUCCCUGUCACAGAGCAUUUAUUACCAGACGUUCCGAUUAUUUUAAAGCCCUGUUCACGGGUCCAUUCGCCGAAUCUAUUAGUCACCGUCAGCAGGAUGACAAAAGUUUACCGGUAUUUAAGUUGUCAGGUUGCACUCCAGAAAUGUUUAUUUUAAUCCUUGAAUUUAUUUACACCGAUAAAUGUGAGAUUCCCCCUUCCAUCGCAUAUGACGUACUCAUAUUUUCCGACAUGUAUCUAUUGGAUAAGUUAAAAUCUCUUGCAUCCAUAUCGCUCACCAAUCUCAAGGAACCAACCAUGAAUAUAUAUACAUUAAUGCGAACAGCUAUAGAUCUAAAUGUUGAACGAUUGGAAUCUUGGUGUUCACGUUGGUUUGCUGACCAUAUUAAUGAAGUGUUGGAAGAACGGCAAUUCCUGGAAUUGGUUAAAGAAUCGGCGGAAAGUAUUAAGCAUCGUCAAGAAACCGACACCAUACCAUUGAUAGAUGAUAUUAGAUAUUGGUUAUCUAAAAAGUACGGUGUAUUUGAGGAUGAUAUUGACGGGAAAAGUGGGAGAGUGAUGAUGGAAUAUGAGGGAGAUGAAUUUUUUUCAUGGGAGGUGGAGUAUAAUGAAACACUGGAAAGAAUUGAUAAGGUGUUGGAGAAAUUAGAACUAGAUGCUUGA
Molecule: messenger RNA, 1299 nt
Organism: Acaulospora colombiana
Lineage: Eukaryota; Fungi; Glomeromycota; Glomeromycetes; Diversisporales; Acaulosporaceae
Source: the annotation of a GenBank genome assembly